CGGAGCUGGCGGAGCGGGGUCACGAACUAUGACCUUUAACAGAAGAAAACCAAAACAAACAUUUUAUAAAAUAGAGGAACGUCCUAAAUUCGCGGCCGCCGUGCCCCGGAGACCUCACUAAUGACCUUACAUCAUCAUGACAACGGGCCUGAAUCUGCUCUCUCAGCAGAAAGUGGAUUCUGAGCACGAGGCAGAGGCGUCCUCCUCUCCAUCAGACUCAGUGAUGAGUGAGUCUCCGCAGCGCUUUCAGGUCAUCUCUGCUGAGCCUGCCACAACACCACAGCGAAUACAGAUUGUAACUGACCAGCAGACCGGUCAGAAGAUCCAGAUAGUAACAACGAUGAACCCGUCCAAUGCUCCCAAGCAGCAGUUCAUUCUGACCACGGCUGACAGCUCAGGGGCGGGCAAGGUCAUCCUGGCCUCAUCUGACAGUCACAACACUAAGCAGCUCAUCUUCACUGCUGCAGACAACCUGAUGCCAGGAAGAAUACAGAUUGUAACAGAUCCAGUGUCAAUGGAACGGUUGUUAGGGCAGUCGGGGGACUUGAGCCGAUCGCAGCCAGUAGAGUACUGUUUGGUGUGUGGGGACAAGGCUUCAGGGCGUCACUAUGGAGCCGUCAGUUGUGAGGGAUGUAAAGGCUUCUUCAAGAGGAGCGUGAGGAAGAACUUGUCCUACAGCUGCCGCAGCAAACAGGACUGCGUCAUCAACAAACACCACCGCAAUCGCUGCCAGUUCUGUCGUUUGAGCAAAUGCCUUAAGAUGGGGAUGAAGACUGACUCUGUUCAGAGUGAGAGAAAACCCAUCGAUGUAGUGCCCAGAGAGAAACAUGCCAACUGUGCUGCCUCAACUCAGAAGAUCUACAUUCGUAAGGACCUAAACAGUCCGCUCAUCGCCACGCCAACCUUUAUCUCCGAUUCAGAGACAGACGGCUCCAGAUCUAGCCUGCUGGACCAGGGGAUGCUGGUGAACAUCCAGCAGCCUGUCAUCCAAAGUGAUGGAACUUUGCUGCUGGCCACUGACUCAAAGAUGGAUUCUAGGCAGGGGGACUUGGGGACACUAGCUAAUGUGGUGACAUCACUGGCCCACCUGAGUGACUCAUUGAAAGAAAAUCUAAACAAUGGGGACACCUCAGACAGUCACCAAGAGGAGCAAUCUGCCAGCGAGAUAACACGUGCCUUCGACACCCUGGCCAAAGUCUUCAACCCACCUGAAAUACGACUCGGACAUAGUUUGACGGAGAAAUCGCAUUGUGUCGGUGGAACAACAAUUCAGCUGAUUGGUCGGGACCAGGAGACCCCCAUCAUUGAGGUGGAGGGACCUCUGCUCACUGAUGGCCAUGUUGGCUUCAAGCUGAGCAUGCCCAGCCCCAUACCCGAGUAUCUGAAUGUUCACUACAUCUGUGAAUCAGCAUCCAGGCUUCUCUUUCUAUCCAUGCACUGGGCGCGCUCCAUCCCUGCCUUCUCAGCUUUGGGUCAGGAGGCAAACACCAGUCUGGUGCGAGCCUGCUGGAAUGAGCUGUUCACUCUGGGUCUUGCUCAGUGCGCUCACGUGAUGAACCUGUCGACCAUCCUCACUGCCAUCGUCAACCACCUUCAGAGCAGCAUCCAGGAUGACAAACUUUCAGGGGACAGAGUGAAGCAGGUGAUGGAGCAUAUCUGGAAGUUCCAGGAGUUCUGUAACAGCAUGACGAGAUUGGACACCGACAGCUAUGAAUACGCCUACCUGAAGGCUAUAGUGCUGUUCAGCCCUGAUCACCCAGGUGUGGACAGCAGUGGGCAGAUUGAGAAGUUCCAGGAGAGGGCGCUGAUGGAGCUGCAGGACUAUGUGCAGAAAACUUAUCCUGAGGACAUGUACAGGAUGACCCGUAUCCUGACUCGUCUCCCCGCCCUGCGCCUCAUGAACUCAAGUAUCACAGAGGAGCUCUUCUUCACUGGCCUGAUAGGUAACGUCUCCAUUGACAGUAUAAUUCCCUACAUCCUCAAGAUGGAGACGGCUGAAUAUAACAGCCAGGACUCUGAUACCGCAGAAUAACAUCCCACCACUCCAGGUGGUACUCUCUUUGUCUCUCAGAGGGUUUAUUUUUGAACCCCGAUCUAAAAUGCUGCAGCAGCUCCUUGUUUUUUAAUGAUGCAAAGUGAAGUCAUUCAGGAAUCCCUUGUAGAUUAGGAAAACCUGGCACUGGGAUGGCACCUGGAUUCUUCUCUGGAGCCGACACCGUGUGGUUAUCUGGAGUUUCUGGCCUAAAUUCAGCCACACUGAAUUAGAUUCAAAAGAAAAUACCCUUGGCUGCAGCGGUGCUCAUUUCCUGCAACGUCUUUAUAGCACUUAAAGCUUGUUACGUGUUAACUUUACCCUUCAACCUAAGCCUUUCAAUUUGUUUUAUCUAAGCCUUACUAUGCUUUCAUGAUGAUUGCAUAAAUCAUCUCCAGAUAUAAGGCGAGAUAUAUAAAUGAACCAGAAUCUAAAGAUCUUAGAUGGAAUUUGACAUGUAGAAUUGGAUUUUCACAUGUUUAAAAACUCUAAUCUCUAAGAUUAUCGUAAA
Messenger RNA from Limanda limanda (common dab), 2543 nucleotides. It is a transcript of the gene nr2c2, whose product is annotated as nuclear receptor subfamily 2, group C, member 2. The coding region runs from base 137 to 2032 and encodes 631 amino acids. NCBI's taxonomy places the organism in Eukaryota, Metazoa, Chordata, Actinopteri, Pleuronectiformes, Pleuronectidae. Gene Ontology annotation, molecular function: RNA polymerase II cis-regulatory region sequence-specific DNA binding; nuclear receptor activity; zinc ion binding. The transcript has 15 exons. Gene Ontology annotation, biological process: positive regulation of embryonic development; anatomical structure development; positive regulation of transcription by RNA polymerase II. The record is from RefSeq and is a predicted model, not a curated record.